UGCAAAUGAGGCCGCGUGUGUUUCCUUUCCGACUGUUUGUAGUCUGUCAAAUGUCGUGACGUCACGUCUGGAGUCGCAGUGUAACAUGUAACUUUACUACAGUCAUCUACAUGUGCGAGAGACUCCAGACCAACACGAAACCCAGCAUGGGAUUAUUAAACACAGCGGGAAGUCAACAAAGUACGAGAAGAAACAACAUCAAAGGCUCGAUCUGACCAACUUCUGAGGGGGAAAGGGACAUUUUGGACCGUGUGUUCCGGGUUUUCGCGCUGACACCAUCGUUGUUUUGUCAACCAAAGUGACGCUUGUAGAAAGUUGGAGUGUUGCGUUUGCGUUCACGCAUGGACUCGUUUGUUUUUUUCAUAAUUUCAUAGACGAAAAGUAGAGCUGAGGUCUCUAAUGCGAUGACGACCAACUAUAGAGAGGAACUGGACUUCAGACUGAUGUUCGGGGAGAGCAGUUACACUCAUCCGUCCUCGCUGGGCCACACAGAAUCCAGAUCGGAUGAGGAUGCCAACUGCUACCCUCUCUUUCCUCCUGGUCCCCCAGAACAGCAGGACAGCUGUGCAAACCAGUCUUAUGGCACCCCUCACUCUGGUUCCAACCAACCCAUGGAGUCUCCCAGUAGGGUAUUUGACUGCCCUAGCAUCCAAAUCACCUCUAUCCCAGCCAACUGCCACCAGGACCUGGGCGCCCACCAGUUGGACGAGUUGGCAGGUGCAUGUGGGGAAGCCAGUGCUGUGUCUCUAUCAAGGGACCAGCUCUUUCUGCCAUUGGAUGCUUCGUACAGGGACACAUCCUCGCUGUGUCCCAGCCCAUGCAGUAGUUUGUCCUCCCGCAGCUGGUUGUCUGACGCCUCGUCCUGCGAAUCCUUCUCGCACAUCUACGAUGAUGUGGAGGCAGAACUGAAUGAGGCGGCUGCUCAAGUUCGGCUGGCUUCUCCUCGAGUGUCGCCAUUGACGUCUCCUCUGCCGUCCCCACUUACUUCCCCCCAGGCAUCUCCUCAAGUGUCUCCACUUGUGUCCCCCUUUGGUUCUCCAGGAUAUGGAGAUGACCCUUGGUACCGUUACCAACAACAGCAUUACCAGCAACCUCUACAAUAUCAUUACCCCCAAUCACUGUCGCCAUAUCAGUCACCCCGCACCAGUAUCACUGAGGAAACUUGGCUCAUUCCCCGUCCACACUCUUCAUCUUCACGACCCUCUUCUCGGCCAACCUCGCCAUGUGGAAAAAGGCGGCAUUCCAGUGCAGAGGUCAAUCCCGGUUUGGCAUCUCCACACCUUUCCCCCAACGUAACACCAUCUCACUCUCCUCGGGGUAGUGUCACUGAGGAGACAUGGUUGGGAGGUGCCACAUUUGCUCCCUACCAGACCCCUCCACUGGAGGUGGACAUCCCAUCCAAAACAAGAAGAACGUAUCAGACCAACCACAACCAGGAUCAAGUGGCUCUGUUGCCUGGACAGGAGGACUCAAGUCUUCAAGACCCAAGCCUUGCAAAUCCAUCGCUAAACUCGGGCAUAGCCGUGUCCCUCCCCAGUUUAAAGAAAGAGGAUAUAGUGGAACAUUUCUUAGCUGUCCCAACGCCCUUCCCUUGGGUUAAACCCAAACAAGUUGGCACUCCUUUAUACAGGUCCACAUCUUUACCUCCACUAGACUGCCCUCUGCCCAGUCAGUGUGGCCAAUGUGAGUUAAAGAUGGAGAUCCAACCUAAACCUCACCACAGAGCCCAUUAUGAGACGGAGGGCAGUCGAGGGGCCAUUAAAUCGGAAUGCGGAAGACACCCUGUUGUAAAGCUAAUAGGGUUUAAUGAAAAACCCGUCAGCCUGCAGAUGUUCAUCGGGACCGCGGAUGAGCGCUACAUCAGGCCGCACCCAUUCUAUCAAGUGCACAGGAUCACUGGGAAAACCGUAGCAACGCCGAGUCAAGAGACAGUGAUAUCCAGCACUAAAGUUCUUGAAAUUCCUCUUCUACCUGAAAACAAUAUGUGUGCCAGCAUUGACUGUGCUGGGAUCCUGAAGCUACGGAAUUCAGACAUCGAGUUGCGGAAGGGAGAGACUGACAUUGGGCGUAAAAACACACGUGUGCGUGCUGUGUUUCGUGUUCACAUCCCUCAACACAAUGGAAAAGUGCUGUCACUGCAAGUGGCGUCCAUGCCUAUAGAAUGCUCGCAACGAUUAGCUCAGGAACUUCCUCAAAUCGAGAACUUCAGUCCUGCCUGUGGUUCUGUGAAUGGAGGAGAAGAGAUGCUUAUAACAGGCCAAAACAUCAAUCCAGAAUCAACAGUUGUCUUCCUAGAAAAGAGCUCUGAUGGUAAAACACAAUGGGAGGUUGAUGUGAGGGCUUUACAAGAAAAGAGUCAAAAUACAAGCAUAGUGGUAAAGAUCCCUCCAUACUACAAGAAAACCACGGCUUCCUCCACCCAGGUGCAGUUCUAUGUUAGCAAUGGCAAGAGGAAGAGAUGUGCCUUACAGUUCUUCACUUAUCUUUCAGCACAGGUCAAGCAGGAGUUUAGCAUAAGAACGGAUCUUAACACCAAUGAACUUGCAGGGCAGCAUCCUACCACCUCCCCAGCAGGUCUCAUUACUACUUUAGACCCAGUUGAUUCGGAUGAGGUCCGACCUCUUGAGCAGUGGCUGCUGUCUGCAGGAACAGUCUGUGCUCCAUCGUCAACCCAUCUCAGUUACUCACCUCAGGAUCCUUUGUAUCUAAGCCACUCUCAUCCAGCAGACAGAAGCCCUAAUGCUGGAGCAGAAGUCCACCAUAUGUUCCACCCUUCAUUGGUGGAUUUCAACAACUCCUUGUACCAAAAACCUCAACAGGAUCUGUCUUACAAAGGACAAUCUAGUCUUCCGAUGACUGGUGGUUCACUCCAAGGCUCCAAGUCAUCCCAAAUCUUAGCAGAGCAACCAAUGUCUCAACCAGGCAAAGCAUACCAAGGCAUACCUGCAGAACACAGUCAAAAUCUCCACAACCUUGGCCCUGUCUCUGUGUCCAAUACAUCUGGUCUGCAAUUCCCACAGUCCUCAUCUUCCCAGGUGCCUCCUCUUUCCCACCCGUCAACUCUUGCCAAAGUGCCUUCUAACUCUAUCAGAGAGAGCUUGAUGGACCCUCAACCUUUAGGUGCAUCUCUCCAGGAGUCCAGCAAAAGUUACAGGAUGUCACAAGGUGGAGAACGUCUUAACAUUAAACAGGAGCCACAAGAAAACAAAGAGCUAGCCUUUCGGUCCAUAGGCCUACAGGACAUCACGCUUGAUGAUGUAAGUGAAAUCAUUGUAAGAGACUUGUUCGACACUCCAGAUUCAGGGAAUGCCAACAGUGUGCCGUAACACCGCUCCUGGACAGAGUGUCCCAUCGAUUAGAAGAUCAAUGGAAAUGAAGCAUCUUCCAUAGGACUUCAGUACUGCUAUUGUACUGAUAAUUAGAGAAUUGGACAUCUCAUUGUAACUGUUUUGGUCUCAGCAUCUUGCAUUACUGCACAUGUAGAAAUGAUUUUCUAUGAGUAAUACCAUGUACAUAAAGUUUUCAGCCUAAUAGAGGAUGCAUUUAAUCAUUUUUUUUUUUUUUUUUUU
Messenger RNA from Labeo rohita (rohu), 3569 nucleotides. RefSeq names its product nuclear factor of activated T cells 3b (gene nfatc3b). The record is from RefSeq and is a predicted model, not a curated record. Gene Ontology annotation, biological process: cytokine production; regulation of transcription by RNA polymerase II; calcineurin-NFAT signaling cascade. The transcript is spliced from 10 exons. Gene Ontology annotation, cellular component: transcription regulator complex. The coding region runs from base 405 to 3326 and encodes 973 amino acids. Gene Ontology annotation, molecular function: transcription factor binding; RNA polymerase II cis-regulatory region sequence-specific DNA binding; DNA-binding transcription factor activity, RNA polymerase II-specific. Lineage: Eukaryota; Metazoa; Chordata; Actinopteri; Cypriniformes; Cyprinidae.